Molecule: messenger RNA, 1240 nt
Organism: Macadamia integrifolia
Lineage: Eukaryota; Viridiplantae; Streptophyta; Magnoliopsida; Proteales; Proteaceae
Product: hypersensitive-induced response protein 4
Exons: 5
Coding region: 114-1016 (300 amino acids)
Source: RefSeq, a predicted model, not a curated record
CGCGGAUCCAAACCAAAAGAAAAGUACACGGAUCGAUCAAAGAGAGGGACAAAGAGGGAGAGAGAUUAACAGAAGAAGAAGAAGAAGAAGAAGAAGAAGAAGAAGAAGAAGAGAUGGGAAAUACCUUAUGUGGGUUAUGUACAUGUAUAGACCAAGCAAGCGUAGGGGUGGUGGAAAGAUGGGGUAGAUUUGAGAAAUUAGCGGAACCUGGAUUCCAUUUCUUCAACCCUAUUGCCGGUGAAUGGCUUGCCGGAGUUCUCUCCACCAGAAUCAACUCUCUUGAUGUCCGCAUCGAGACCAAAACCAAGGACAAUGUCUUUGUGCAACUCCUUUGCUCGAUUCAAUACCGAAUAGUCAAAGCGAAUGCUGAUGAUGCAUUCUAUGAAUUACAAAACCCCAAAGAACAGAUUCAAGCUUAUGUCUUUGAUGUGGUGCGAGCUCAGGUUCCAAAAAUGACGUUGGAUGAGCUCUUUGAACAAAAGGGUGAUGUUGCCCAAGCUGUAUUGGUAGAACUGGAAAAGGUGAUGGGAGCGUAUGGAUAUAACAUAGAGCACAUACUGAUGGUUGAUAUAAUCCCUGAUACUUCAGUCCGUAAAGCCAUGAAUGAGAUAAAUGCAGCACAAAGGCUUCAGCUUGCUAGCGUCUACAAAGGAGAGGCAGAGAAGAUACUCCAAGUGAAGAAAGCCGAAGCAGAGGCAGAGGCCAAGUACCUUGGUGGUGUUGGUGUGGCCAGGCAGCGUCAAGCAAUCACAGAAGGUCUAAGAGACAACAUCUUGAACUUUUCCCACAAGGUGGAGGGCACUUCAGCAAAGGAGGUGAUGGAUCUUAUCAUGAUCACCCAGUACUUUGACACAAUCAAGGACCUUGGGAACUCUUCGAAGAACACCACAGUAUUCAUACCACAUGGCCCUGGUCAUGUCAGGGAUAUUGGCGACCAGAUACGCAAUGGGAUGAUGGAGGCGGCUGCCAGUGCUCCGGUUGACGGGGGACCUGCUUCUCUGUUAGGUCUGCCCUGAUAGUUUCUCAUAUUAGUUACCAUACCCAUUAUGUGUAUAAAUAUGAGCAACCUUAGAAAAUAAAGAAAUUUUGGGCUGCGUUGGUAUCACUCGUCAGAUUUUCCUUCUUCCCUUUUUACAUAUAGUACUUGUAAAUGUGAUAACAAUUUCUGUACAACCCUUGUGCCUAAGACUAGUCAAUGUUCGUUCUUUUUGAAUGGAGGAUUUGUUACAACUCUCUUCUA